Molecule: messenger RNA, 462 nt
Organism: Sodiomyces alkalinus F11
Lineage: Eukaryota; Fungi; Ascomycota; Sordariomycetes; Glomerellales; Plectosphaerellaceae
Product: ATP synthase subunit C
Exons: 3
Coding region: 1-462 (153 amino acids)
Biological process (GO): proton transmembrane transport; proton motive force-driven ATP synthesis
Molecular function (GO): proton transmembrane transporter activity
Source: RefSeq, a predicted model, not a curated record
AUGGCCUCUACUCGUGUCCUCGCCUCCAGGCUGGCCUCCUCCAUGGCCACCAAGGCCGCUCGCCCUGCCGUGCGCGCCGCUCCUCUCCAGGUCGCCUCCAAGCGCACCAUCACUGGCUUCACUGCCCGCCCCCAGGUUACCCUCAAGGCCAAUGCCAGCCGCAUGUUCCAGAACGCCCAGGCCAAGCGUGCCUACUCCUCCGAGAUCGCCCAGGCCAUGGUUGAGGUCUCCAGGAACAUCGGUAUGGGCAGCGCCGCCAUCGGUCUGACCGGUGCUGGUAUCGGUAUCGGUCUCGUCUUCGCCGCCCUCCUCAACGGCGUUGCCCGCAACCCUGCCCUCCGUGGCCAGCUCUUCUCUUAUGCCAUUCUGGGUUUCGCCUUCGUCGAGGCCAUUGGUCUUUUCGACCUCAUGAUUGCCCUCAUGGCCAAGUUCGCGACGGCUGCAUCGGGAUUUUUCGACUGA